AUGAGCAAGGAAGGACCUCCGUUGUGGGAUCAGUCCAAAAAGAAGUACAUGGAUAGGGAUGUUGCAAUAAAUCUAUGGAAGGAAGUAGCUGCUGAAUGCAACACAACAGAUAUUAUAGCACAGAAGAAAUGGAAACAUUUGAGGGACGGUUUUCGGAAUGAAUUAAAGAAAGAAUGCAAACCAAAAUUUGGGGACGCCCAAGGCUCACCAUGCAAGCCCCAAUGGAAAUGGUUCAAAAACAUGGAAUUUUGA
Molecule: messenger RNA, 252 nt
Organism: Acanthoscelides obtectus
Lineage: Eukaryota; Metazoa; Arthropoda; Insecta; Coleoptera; Chrysomelidae
Source: the annotation of a GenBank genome assembly